Molecule: messenger RNA, 8413 nt
Organism: Salmo salar (Atlantic salmon)
Lineage: Eukaryota; Metazoa; Chordata; Actinopteri; Salmoniformes; Salmonidae
Source: RefSeq, a predicted model, not a curated record
UUCAUACAAAUAUUUACACAUGUUAAGUUUGCUGAAAAUAACCGCAGUUGACAGUGAGAGGAUGUUUCUUUUUUUUGCUGAGUUUAUAUAGGGUUUCACUCUGUGAUGUGUUAGAUUUGGCCGAAACGUAAGUUGUUCAUUUAGGCCAAAAAGUUAAGUAUUUUGCCAUGCUGUCUUGAGGUAUAACUCAAGGGCCAUGUUUCAAACAGGAGUGAUGAUUUGGAAUGGAUUUCUUUAGCACAGGCUUCCUUCUUUUCUCUCUGUCAAACAGGCCAGUAAUGUGGAAUGAAUGCAAGGCUGUUGAUCCAUGCAGUUUUCUCUCUGCUCAGCCAAUGAACUCUGUGGCUGUUUUAAAAUCAUCUUUGCCCUCAUAGUGAUAUCCCUUAGCAGUUUCCAUUCUCUCCUACAGCUCAGUUAGGAAGGAUGGCCAGAUCCUCACAGUGCCAAGGUGAUGUGAUACUCCACCUACAGAUUAUUUACCGUAUUUGACAAUACUUAAAGUGAUAUUCAGUGGCUUGGAAUUAUUUGGUAACCUCCCCUGAUAUGUGCCUAUCUAAAAAUGUAUCACUGACAUGUUUCUAAUUGGUUGCUCUGAGAUCGAAUUAUUGUUUGGAUAUCACUAUCUAACAGAGGGACCUUACAAAGACAAGGUCAUCUAUUCUUAAAUCAUGAGAACCACUACUUAUGCGAACAGGUGGACACCAUUCAAUAAAUGGUGUGAAAUUUGAUGAAAAUAUUUGCUCUUCACACAAAGACUUACGCGUUCACAAUAUAUUCGUUUUUUUAAUGUUUUAUUAAUUUUAGCAAAUGUCUAAAAAUGUUCUUACAGUUUGAAAAUGUGGAGUAGUUUAUGUAGAUCUGUAAGGAAAAUAAAAUGUAAGGCAGCAAUAUAUACUGUAUAUACCUCAACCAUCAAAUGAAUGGUAAAGAUUAGCACCGCAGAUCUGCAUUAUGCUUAUCUUCGCUAUUCAUUUUGGAUUGUGGCAUUGGAUUGUAGCUCCUUCUCCAAAACAGGAUGCCGGGGAUGUGGACUUAUCUGAAGAGAAGAUCGCUUUUGAGUCCAGAAAGCAUAGUUUGGGUGCCCAGAAAGCAGCUCCUCAAGGUUUCAUCAUGAAUAACAACAAGCGAGGAGAAGAGAGGGAGUUCUACAGUUUAGAUGUCGGAGAUUCCACCUUCACAGUUCUGAAAUGCUACCAGAAUCUAAGGCCCAUCGGCUCAGGAGCACAGGGAAUCGUCUGUUCAGCGUAUGACCACAACCUUGAGAGAAAUGUGGCUAUUAAGAAGUUGAGUCGGCCGUUCCAGAACCAGACGCAUGCCAAGAGAGCGUACAGAGAACUGGUGUUAAUGAAAUGUGUCAAUCACAAAAAUAUCAUUGGCCUAUUAAACGUAUUCAGCCCACAAAAAUCAUUAGAAGAAUUUGCAGAUGUAUACAUUGUGAUGGAGCUGAUGGAUGCCAACUUGUGCCAGGUGAUUCAGAUGGAGCUGGAUCAUGAGAGGUUGUCCUACUUGCUCUACCAGAUGCUGUGUGGCAUCAAACACCUCCAUGCUGCCGGCAUCAUACACAGGGAUCUAAAGCCCAGUAACAUUGUGGUGAAGUCAGACUGUACGUUGAAGAUCUUGGACUUUGGCUUGGCUCGGACGGCGGCUACAGGUCUGCUGAUGACCCCCUACGUAGUGACCAGAUACUACAGAGCACCAGAGGUCAUACUGGGGAUGGGCUACCAGGCCAACGUGGACAUAUGGUCUGUGGGGUGUAUUCUGGCAGAAAUGAUCCGCCACAAAAUCUUGUUCGCAGGAAGGGACUACAUUGACCAGUGGAACAAGGUGAUAGAGCAGCUUGGGACUCCGCCCCAGGAGUUCUUGAUGAAGCUCAACCAAUCAGUGAGGACAUACGUAGAGAACAGGCCGCGUUACGCAGGAUACAGCUUUGACAAACUCUUCCCUGACGUCCUCUUCCCUGCAGACUCAGAGCACAACAAACUGAAAGCGAGCCAGGCCAGAGACCUGCUGUCUAGGAUGUUGGUGAUCGACUCGUCUAAGAGGAUCUCUGUGGACGAGGCCCUGAAACACCCCUAUAUCAAUGUGUGGUACGACCCAGCAGAAGUGGAGGCGCCCCCUCCGAAGAUCACAGACAAGCAGCUGGAUGAGCGAGAGCAUACGGUGGAGGAGUGGAAAGACCUGAUCUGGAAGGAGGUGUAUGAGUGGGAUGAGUGGACCAAGCAUUAUGGUGUGAUCAGAGGACAACCUCCUCUUUUAGGCAUGCAAGCUUCACUUGGGAGAAUACUAAUAACAUUUCAACUCACCAUUAUUGGAUACCUGAUGCUAGCUGGCUAAAGAAACAAGAGGCUUAUUUUUUUGCUUACAGUAACUAUUUGACCAUAGGCUAUUUACUCGCCUGUUCAAAUAUCUCAUGUAAAUCCUGGUUAGUCAAUGUGCUAAAAUGGCAAUUACUCAAUGACUCGUGUGUCACAUUCAUGUUUUUGGAAAUUGCAUAUCAUGUCUAUGUAGGCUAGCCUGCCACUGUAACUACAAUGGUUACUGUCAGAAUAUUCACGUCAAGUCCAUCGAAUCAGCUCGUGUUGUGGGUGUGUUUUAAAAAAAAUAAAAAAUUUACACAGAUGCUUCAGGGAGUCAGAGAUGCGCGACAGAUGUGCUGACUUUAUUGAUUACCCAUCCCAUGUGCUAAGGGAUAAAAAUAUAUAUUUAUUUAUGCCAUGGCCCGCCGGGCCGGUAGCGAGCCAGGGAAAAAACACACAACUGUCCCCUGUGCCCAAUAAAAAACCAUGCAACCCCCCCAGAAAGUAAAAAAAAUUGACAGGUAACAGUAACUAACGCACUUUUGUACAUCGUGCUAUUCUGUACAAUUUACCUUAUUUUAGUGCCCCAAAAACGUAAUACUUCCAGGUCAACUGUAAUGUGAAUACCAUUGUAAAGCUCAAUUUCUCCCCUUUCUAACAAAAUGAAUGACGAGACCUUCAUGUUACCCGUCUCUGCAUGAUUGAAGAAGGCAAUGAGCUCUGUCGGGUCUUUUUAAAAAUGCCGGGUGGGGAAGGGAAUCCUACUGCGUGAUAGUGAAAGGGGGAGAUAUAUUGUGUGGGGAAAUGGCUUUUUUCACCCGAUCUGUCCAACUUAUCACAUCUAAAAUGUGAAUAAAACACUAAAGUGUUUAUAUAAUGUGUGAUUACAUACCUAUUUGAAGGUUUGUGUCGAAUUUGAAUUGGGUUUUUAGGGCGGCGCUAAAGUUAUCUUCAGAAGUAAACAGCGCCUGUCACGGCUUUUGAGAGUCAUGGUAGCUUGCAGUAAUGAGACAAAAAAUGUAUGCAUUCAGUUGUACAAUCACGAUGUAACGUACCGCAUCAGAAGGGUCCAUAUUUUGAUAUUUUCUCGAAUACUAUUAGACCAUUACCAUGUCAAUCAACGGUGAAUCAAAACUUAUUUCACAGCCCGGAUUUUGAUGCCAACACAGAACGCUACAGUCCCAUUAGUUUUCAUUGCAGCCUCGUUUGAAUGCUGCAGUUGCAAAAAAAUUGUACGGAAUGGGGUUAGUCACCGUUACAUUUACUGAAGUAUGGUGUGCUUGCUAGUCUAGAAGUAUUUAUGGUUGAGAAAGAGUAGUAUUAGUGGUAGCAACGGUGGUAGUAGUAGUAAUGGUAGUAAUAGGGAUUUCAUAUUGGCUAUGGGUUAGUUAUAUUGACCUAUUUUGGGGUCGUUUGUAGGUGUGGCGUAAUUAUAGUGGGUUAUACUGGGCUAGUAUAGUAGGUCAGUACUAUAUCAUCAUAAGCCAUAUGCAUUUUUAAGCACACAAAAUGUUUUAGUUUGAACGUUCUGAAAGAUUUGAGGCACUGUUUAGAAUGUUUAAGCCUGCAAUCCGCCAUUUGUACCUUUAUUUAACUAGGCAAGUCAGUUAAGAACAAAUUCUUAUUUACAAUAACGGCCUACCCCGGCCAAACCCUAUCCUGGACGAUGCUGGGCAAAUUGUGUGCCACUCUAUGGAACUCCCAAUCACGGCCAGUUGUGAUACAGCCUGGAAUCGAAUCAGGGUGUCUGUAGUGACGCCUCUAGCACUGAGAUGCAGAGCCUUAGACCGCUGCACCACUCGGGAGCCAAAUGAAUGGGGAUACCACAAGCUUUAUAGUUUAUGAAGUAAGAAUGAUAGCAAAAAGCUGUGUUGAAGACAUUUAAGUUGAGUCCAUAUGCACAUGCCAAUGUUGGGGUGGUGUUUGUAGCUGAAACUGACCAAGAGCAGUGGUGAAUCAAAACUUUCUUUAUGUAGCCCUUCACCGUCGUACCCAUAUACGGGUUGAAAAUGGCAGAUUUGGACACUGAUAAGCACUUAAAUUGGAACGGAGUGACUGUACAGUAACAUGCUAUACAUGAUGUCAGAGCUCAAUGUCUCUCCUUCACAGCUCUGUAUGGGUUUUGACUGACAGACGUUCUGAACUUGAGCACUGCACGCGACAAGAAGUUACUCCCAUUCCCCCAGAAAUUUAGCAAAUGUUCUGUUGUCUGAGUGAGGCAAAUGCUGUAAAUUAAGAGGACUCAUAGUAUUUUGAAAGAUGACAAAAAAUACUGCUUUGAUGUCAUACAAGCAGCCAAACACCCUUGAGUCCAAAUGUGCACUUCACAUUUCCAUAUCAUAAAACUCAUGUCAUAUACAGUGUCAAUGUUUAUGAUCACUAUGUUUAAUGUACAGUUACAAGAUUACAUUGUGUCAUACCCUGGGUUGUCCUGAACAGAGUGAGCCUAGGUUUGUUGUAUUGUGAAGAAAAUUUGCCACGGAACACGCAUCUGAAUGCGCUCAUGACUCCAUUCUAUGCGCACCAAUAUUACGAUCUGCUUUUCUGAAUUGCCUUGUGAAAGCCUAACACUGUAAGAUCAUAUUUGAUCAUUUAGCUAGUAAUAUUGGCAAUAUAACAAGCUUUCAAAUGAUGACGACCUGACCCAGAUUUAGAUUUAUAAUGGAUUGUUUUUGGAUUGCGUAAACAACAACAAUAAUUGUGUGAUGGCGCAGAUGCAGGGCUGUGUUCCAAACAGAACAGCUACAAGUGUGCUUGCUCUAGUUCCUCAACGGCACAGACUCUUCUUUGAGUCAUAAAAGUGCAUUGAAGUUACUUUUGAAGUAACUACAAGUCACACUUUGAAGACACCAGUUAGACCUCUCACUCAAACCCUUCUAAUUUUUUUGUCUUAUGUUGGACCUACUCCACAUGUUCGAAAAAUAUGUUUAUCAUGUUACUGAAUUCAUCCAGAGUAUUUUCAGAUUUCGUUAUCAUCAAAUGUGGUGAAGGUACAGUAAAUACCUAAUCCACAUAAAAUCAACAGUGUAAAGUUUGGAUUCAGUCUGUGUCAGGUGUACUGUUGUGUACUUACCUUUGGUCUAAUAAUUUUCCCAUAAUCUCCAAACUGUUCCCAUUGUAACCAUGGUUUAUUUCAAUUUAUCCCUAUCCAUAUAGCUCAAUUACCACGAGUGUAAAAGGUUAAGCUUUUAUGCAAAUUUUAAACCGUUAUAGUUCAAAGAGUACAAAUAGCAUCAACAAUUUUUUGACAAUCAAUCGAAGUUGAGUCCAUCUGUACAUUUCAAUGUUGGUCUAGUUCAAAAAGUAUAAAUGAUAUCAAAAAGUUGUAUACAAGCACAUUAUUCCAGACUGGUCUGCACAAUUUAGUUUGAAUGGCAUUUCAAGCUUAAACAGUUGAAGACUCGUAGCGACCAGAAAUUUUCCCAUUCAAAACUAAUGCAUAGGUAUUUAUGAAAAUAUGGUGUAGUGUGAAAAGUAUAAGUAGUAUAUAUAAAAACAAAAUCGUUGCACCCCUCACAGACUCAGAGGUGUUCAUACAAAUCAUUAAAUCAUUAAAAUCCAGACAGAAAAUAUUUACACAAAAAGCAACCUAAUAUCACACACAACAUUAAUAAUUCAGUCUAAUCUACAAUGCAUUUUUAGACUUAAUGUAGGGAUGUAAUUUUAGGCGAAAAUUGAAAAAAAGGGUCCGAUCCUUAUUAUUAAGAGAAUAUCAGUUAAAAAUCCAUUCUAACAUUCUAGCCUCAGUUUAUUAGUCCUUUAGUCCUUAUUUAACUCAGUAACACUUUUCGAAUAUUGAGGUCAUAUGAAAACAUUGUCCAACCUAAUGUCCAGGGACAGAAAGUCACACUAGAAAAAAGAAAGGCACGAGAAAAGAAAAGAAAGGCACCCUAUGGUGUGUGUGCGUUAUUAUGUGUGUAUCUCGCAGGACUGUGUGUGUUUGUUUGUUUGUUUGCGCAUGUGCAUGCUAGUUCCUAGUACAGGUGUAUCAGUCAUCCUGUGUGUUUUUCGCAGCACAGGUGCAGCAGUGAUUGACAGCUCCCCUCAGCACCCCUCGUCCUCCUACUCGGCCAAUGACGUAUCCUCCAUGUCGACUGACCCCAGUGACCCUAGUGAACCCACCAUGACCUCUGACACGGACAGCAGCCUGGACAGCCACACCUCUCUGGGAGCACUGGCCUGCUGCAGAUAACACACACACACUCCUGUCACGGUAUAUAGUUUAAAACACUUAAAGGGGCAAUCUGCGAUUGCUACAUAUAUAUUUCUUUGCCUUUUCAUUGAAUGAUAUAUACCAAUUGAUUCUUGAAGAAUAUAAUAUAUAAAUGCUUUUACUCCAUUGUUUGUAAACAAACACUGUAUAGCCUCAAAACAUGAUUACAUUGUGUUUACUCCAUUGUUUGUAAACAAUGUCAUUGUAAACAAACACUGUGUAUAGCCUCAAAACAUGGUUAAAAUUAUACUUUUGAUACUGUAUCAUGGAUGGUCAGUCCUUGCAUCCAUAGCUUUGUCUAUGAAUUUCAAAGCGAUUUCAUUUCUCUAGCCGCAACCCUAAGCUGCUUACAAAAAACAGUGGUAGGGUGACUGCUUUAUUGUUGUUUGAAGUGCAGAUUGCCCCUUUAAGGGUCUGUAGUAAAAAAAAAACGUUUUAAUAUAUUUUUUAAAUGUACAGCUUCUUUUAUUUGCCAUGUCCCCUAUAUCAGGCAUUGCCGAUUGUGUACAUGCUGUAAAUUACUAUAUUUAUUUAUUUUCUUGUGUCAGCUUCUGUCCCCCCAAGCUGUGUAUAUCUAUGCUGUAAAUGAUAGUGGUUCAAAUCUCACAGUAGAUGGAACUUUUUCCCCUUUUCCCUAUUAGAAAGUGUUUUCUUACAAACACAUAUUUAUUUUCUAUUAUAAACAGGGUGGUUCGAGCACUGAAUGCUGAUUGGCUGGCAGCUUUGGUAUAUGAGACCGUAUACCACGGUCUCAUAUAAAUCAAAGCAUUAAAUCACCAGGCCCAAAUACCUUUGUCACUUAGCCAUCUUUGUUGCUUUAUUUCUUCAACCAGUGGCCCAUCCCACUUGGCUCUAACCCUUCAAUGUUUGCAGAUCUUUAGGUUUUGGAUAGGUAUAAACACCUGUACAGGUCUGCAAACAUCAAAGGGUUGGGGCCAAGGGGAAGGGACGAAGGCUGCUUAUGUUUUAUUGGCGGGGCCAGGAGUCUUUCCCCAGGUCACAGGACCAGGAAAAACUCACAGCCCCAUUGAUUUGAUUUGAUUUAAGUGCUCUUACAGUUCAGGAAUUCUUGAAAGUCGGGACAAUCCUUGACCGGCAGAUAAACUUUAUUUUGAUUGUUUAUUUUGUUGCAUUAUUUGAUCCUAAAAAUUAAAUUUAGGGGAAUUUUAUAAGGGGAAAGAUUUGCUUUUUGAAUUUUCUAAAUAUUUUCAAAAUUACAAAUUUCCAUGUUUUUUUACAUUUUACAUUUUAGUCAUUUAGCAGACGCUCUUAUCCAGAGCGACUUACAGUAGUGAAUGCAUACAUUUCAUACAACUCAUACAUUUUUUUUAUUUUUAUUUUUUAUUUUUUUCUGUGCUGGCCCCCCGUGGGAAUCGAACCCACAACCCUGGUGUUGCAAACACCAUGCUCUACCAACUGAGCUACAGGGAAGGCUCUAUGCCUGGAAAUCACCUUGUCCGGAGCCAAGGAGGGCAAUUUCAAACUCUCCAAAAAUUCUUAAAACGCCAAUAAUGAAUAUUAACUGAAAAGGGAUCUUAGGUAGUUUCUUGCAUUAGACCUCUGACUUAAAAGAAUAUUUCUCUCAAAACUGUGAUUCCUAAAAAAAUUGUCACGAGAUUUGAUGAACUCCGUCUGAUUUGUCUACAAUCAUAAAUUAAUCAAGAAUGAUCCGGGUCAGCUACACCUCAUGGACCUUUUCUUAAUGUCCUCAUUACAUAUAGUGCAACAAAACCACUCAUGGUCUGCAAAGUUGAUCUAAUUUUGAUAGAUUUAAAGAAACAAUAUUGAAAUCAAAGUCCGUCAGAUUUUUGUCUAACGUCAACUCCGUCAGAGUGCUGAAAUAUAUGAUAGAAUGGUUAUAUUUUUAUUGGGAAUUUUCAAAUAAAUGAUUUUCUAUAUUUUA